GGAGCUUGCUGGGUAGUGCCGUUCGUGGCAGCCGAGUAGAAGGUAACAUUCGUGCCCAGUCUCCGCAUCCUCGCCACUGACACGUUGGCGACACUCUCCCGAGCGCGCACACACACACACACGUGGGGCUCCCGGCGUCGUCCGAACACAGUUAAAAACCGCGAGAGACAGAGAGAGAGAUCCGAGCUGUCGAACCCCCGAAGAGGGAAGACGAGUUUUCUCACCUCUUGAAGAGGCGUUCUUUCUGAUUGAAAACUCCAAAUUCACGCUUUUCAAAGACUUCUCUAGAAGGCGCUGUCAUUGCUUGGAGGGUUUUGGAGUGCCCGCGCCCUCUCUCGCACACAACACAUAUCAGCCUCAACAGAGACAUGGAAAAGACGCCCAUGUACGCUGUGGUGACGCCCUCCGGGCCCCAGAAGAAGACCCGUCGGGUGAUAUGGGUGGCUCUAGCCGUCAGCUUGCUCGGUCUGGUCAUCGCGGGCGUGACGGGUUACGUGUUAAAGCGCCAGGGCGACCGAGUGAACGCCCUCGAGGACACCGUCCUCCAAAUGCAGCUACACAUGGAGCAGCUUCUCCAGUUCACGCACGAGUACCUCGAGUACGAGGAGGAGGACGACCUCGACAAUCCUCAGGGCGUCUAUGAGGAGCUGACAGUGAGGGGCGUGGUGAGAAAGAAACGACAGGCCCCUGCCGACGACAGCGACAAGAAUGCAGGAGUCCCCAUAUACGAAGAAGCGUAUGGAGUCAACCUAAAUAACCGUUUCAAUUCCGAGGGUCUCCGCCUCUACGAGUCGUUCGGAGACAGCCCAACCAGCGAUCAGCUCAACUUAGAGACGACUGAAUCUCCCAUCAAACCUUACCACAGAGACGGAAGACUUGACCCGAGUGGUUCUCGUCUCUUCCCACUUCCAGCAGUUUCGAACUUGUGGGUCCCUAAGAAGAGACGCCAGCGGUACCCACCAGCUUCAGGCCCUGAACUCUCCCCCAGGGCUCAAGUCAAGGCUGCUGCCGAGGACGACAGCAGCGACUACGAAGACUACGACGCCGAGAACAUCGCUCUCCCUCGGCAGGUGGGAGGAGGAGGAGGAGGAGGAAGGCGCCGCGCCCCGGUCCUUCAGAGGAGCAUCCGCGUCAAGAGUCUGCACGGGGCGGGCAGGGAAAUCCGACGUCGCCAGAAGUCACGUGACCAUUCUAACCAAAAUCCCGCCAAAGUGGUGUUCCGAGAUUCGUUUGUGAAGGCCACAGCCCGCAACGACGGAUUCCCCUCCACUGCUGGUCUCAACAGCGUAGUGCCACAAACCUCGGAGGCCAUCGUGGUUCCACAGACGCCAACAGUCGUCCGGCAAGGACCCCAGUCCUCCUACAAAGCCGCCGAUGCUCUUGUUAAUCCUUAUGCUGGAAAGGACGUCAGGAAGAAGAGGCCCAGGAAGAAGUCCUCACGCCGAGGAGACCGCAGACGAGGAGCAAGGUCAACCAUCACCUUAGGUCACUUCGUGGCCGCUCCUGCCAACCGGACAGCGCACCAUGUAUCUGGCAGCGACAUUCACGACGAGUGGACACCCGCAGCAUGGAUGGACAAUCUGGGACUGAACAGAAAAUACACUCUCAGGAGAGGACUGGUCACCGUGAAGGAGUCCGGUCUUUAUUACCUCUACGCUCAGGUACUGUAUGAGCAGGGACGCUUCGGCACAGGUUUCCAGGUGAUGGUCGAUGGCAUUCCAGUCAUGGAAUGUACGAUGACACCGUCGCAACCGUCUCACUCAUGUCAUACGUCUGGCACGACAUACCUGCAAAGAAACGCAGCAGUGUCCAUUCGCGACCGGGAGAGCCACAUGACCGCCGUCAGGAGAGAGGAGAACAGCUUCUUCGGACUGAUCAAGCUCAUGGACGCUCCGGAAUCAGCCGAGAAAUUGCUCUUGGGGUGAGCUGUCCCGUCCUUCCCGGCAAGUCUUUGAAAGAAGAAGAAGAAGAAGAAGAAGAAAACGAAGAAUCUACAAGCGGUACCUGAGCGCUUCAUUCGGUUGCAACAGGAUGUAAACAAUCGUGCUGUUAAAGAUGAAAUGAGUCUUCGAAGCUAAACAAUUUUUUUUUUUUAAAUUUCAUUUACGAUUAGGUUCGAUGUCUCAUUUUCAAAAGAGGUUUUUAGUGUAUACGUUGAAAAGUAUAGAUUUACGUUAUUUAUCGGUCGCAGCACUAAACAAUUUUGCUGUUAAAAAACAAAGUUUGUUUAUAUUUAUGAUUAGGUGUGAUAUCUUACUUGCAAAAGGAGACCUGAAAAACGAGAAAAAUAUAAAUUAAUAUUAUUUAUUGAUUGUAGCAAUAAGACUUUAUUUAUCUCCUGAUUAUUUUUGCAAAGUAGAUAUCAUGGAUUUGCUUAAAUUUCCUGUAUUUUAAGACUAUAAUAAUUAUUAUGGCAAGUUACCGCAGCUAAUCAGUAACAAUCCUGAUCUUUUCCUCGCCUCCUAAUGGAACAACUUACAUUUUCCUGAACACUUUCUUUGGGAUUCCACGGAAAUUUUAUUGGGAGUUCCGGGAACUUUGGAAUCUACAGAUUAUUAUAUUUUGGGAAUUCUGGUCUUGUCUGUAUAUAGGAAUCUACAGUGUUCGAUUGGCAGCUAGUGAGCAGGGAACCUCAACCAUGGAACUGGUUGGAACUAACGAGAAAAAAAAAAAGAUUUAUCCCUUUUAUCAUUUUUCCAUAUAACCCAAUUUUUAUUUAGUAUUUCGUUUAUAUUUAUCGCCCCCUACUUUUUGUUUUAACCUUUGUAAGUGUACUUUGUAGGACUUUGCAGGUGUUCAAAGUUUGACUAAUGUGGCGUCAAAGAAAAUUGCCUUUCUUUUUUUUGUGUUAUCGUCCUUAACUAUGCCUCAACUGCGUGUCUUUUAUCUUCACUGGGAUGAUGAAAUGUGUAGAAAUGUAGUGUAUCUCUUUUAUAACAAUACUAUGGGAAAUUCAACGUACGGUUAUUCUUGCAAGCUUUUUUUGCUUUAUGUCUGAAGUGUUUGGUUAGGAAGCUUGCUUUCUUAUUUUGAUUUUUAAAUUUUCCUUUUUUAUAUUUUCCUGUACCUCGUCCCGCCCCCCAUCGUUUCUGUACUCUUAUCCCCUUCCAACAAAGCAGGCGACUGGCUCUCUUCUGUCCCAUUUGAUAGUUUGUUUGUUUGUUUGUUGUAGCGCCUCAGCGGUGUGGUUAGUAUGGUAUUAGCGUCCCACCUCGGUGGUCGCGGGCUCGAUUCUCGGCCAUUCCAUUGAGGAGUGAGAGAUGUGUAUUUUUGGUGAUAGAAGUUCACUCUCGACAUGUUUCGGAAGUCACGUAAAGCCGUUGGUCCCGUUGCUGAAUAACCACUGAUUCCUUGCAACGUAAAAGCACCAUGCAAACAAACAAAACAAACAAACAAACAUUUGAUAGUGAGCUGGAGUAAAUUUUCAUUCAAAUGUUUUUCUGUCAACGAGAGGAUAACGAAUGAAGGAGAAUAUGUGAGGGUGUAAAUUCAUAAUCUUUAAAAUACCUGUCCUUUUGACCAUAUUAUUCUCUGUCUCCUCUAUGUUUCUUUCUAGCGUUAAGAAAUGAUAACUUACUUCGAUGUAGCUUAGUGACAGAUGUGGAUGUACAUUAUUUUCUUAUCGAGAAUUAUAUAUUAACCAGAACAUAUGCUGUUAAUAUGAAACCGCUUUUUUUUUUUAUAAAUAUUAUCCAAAGAAAUAUAAUGUUUUAUAAAUGUUCAUUAGAGGGAAAACUUUAUUUUGAUUAACGCUGAAUGUUCCGUCGAAAUCCCUUAAAUGGAAUAAAAUCUUGUAUUGGCCUACGUUCAUGACGAAAUAUUUUAUGCUUCUAGAACAGCAAGCUUUAACUAAGAUUAAUAAGCGAGUGAUAUUUAUGCAAAGAUUCUCUCUGCCAGUAGGUAUCCUCAUCGGCGGGUGGUUUAAUUGCAUUUCAAAUCGCAAUCUCUGUACAUUUAAAGAAUCAUUUACCUACAUCAUUCUCAAGUGAAACACUUU
Macrobrachium nipponense is the source of this 3997-nucleotide messenger RNA. RefSeq lists its product as uncharacterized. The coding region runs from base 369 to 1925 and encodes 518 amino acids. Gene Ontology annotation, molecular function: tumor necrosis factor receptor binding; receptor ligand activity. Lineage: Eukaryota; Metazoa; Arthropoda; Malacostraca; Decapoda; Palaemonidae. Gene Ontology annotation, biological process: immune response. The record is from RefSeq and is a predicted model, not a curated record. Gene Ontology annotation, cellular component: membrane. The transcript has 11 exons.